AUGAGUGGUCCCCUCUCGGAUCGUCUGGGGGUGAAGUUCAUUCUCGCCCAAGGUGUCCUUGUUGGAAUUGCCUGCGGUAUGAUCUUCACUCCCGUAGUCUCAACUGUAGGGCAGUACUUCACCACUCGUCGCGCUUUGGCCAUGGGUAUUGUCGUUGGCGGUGCUGCAAUCAGCGGCAUCAUAUUCCCGAUCACACUCAACCGACUUUUGAACACGAAUAGAAUUGGUUUCGGAUGGGCAGUUCUCUGUCCAAAUCCCAGCGAUAUAGGCACGUACGUCGGUCAAGGCCUCGCAGUUUGCAGCUUUGGGGCGCUUGCAGGAACCCCGAUUAACGGCGCUCUGAUCAGGCAAUACGGCUACCUUCCAGCCUCUAUGUUCAGUGGUGCAGCUCUCAUAGUCGGGAUGAUUUGCCACAUUUCUGCAAGACUUUUGCUUGACAAACGGCUUUUCGUGGUGCGAUUUUCAGGGACCUUCAUGGCAAAGAAUGGCGACCUGGCUGUUGUGAUUGUUGGUGCCGUGGAUAUUGCCGAUACUCUCGUGAUAUAA
Molecule: messenger RNA, 546 nt
Organism: Talaromyces atroroseus
Lineage: Eukaryota; Fungi; Ascomycota; Eurotiomycetes; Eurotiales; Trichocomaceae
Exons: 4
Coding region: 1-546 (181 amino acids)
Cellular component (GO): fungal-type vacuole membrane
Source: RefSeq, a predicted model, not a curated record